AUGAAGUUGUUUGUAUUUUUCCUGUGUCUAUUUUUCUUGAUACCCAAAAGCAGUAGUUCUUCUCGAUGGACUCUCCAGGUUCAGAAUCACUUGAAACGCUUGAACAAGCCUCCCGUCAAAUCCAUCAAGAGUCCAGAUGGAGAUAUAAUUGACUGCGUCCAUAUUUACAACCAACCAGCUUUGGAUCAUCCUGCCCUUAGAAACCAUACAAUUCAGAUGAGACCGAGUGUUUAUCCGGAGGGGGCUCUUGGCAACAUGGAGUCGGAGAAAGGAUCAAAGUCGUUUACACAGUUGUGGCAGUUGAAUGGAAGAUGUCCACAAGGAACUGUUCCCAUCAGAAGAAUUACAGAAGAAGACAUAUUAAGAGCAAGCUCUAUUGAAAGGUUUGGGAUGAAAAAACCAUAUACAAUCCCGCAAACAAGCCCGACAGAGCUUGGUGCCGUUCAAAAUGGUCACGAGUAUGCAAUUGCUUACAUCUAUGGAAAAGGGGCCAAGUAUUAUGGUGCCAAGGGAAUUAUAAACGUAUGGAAACCCAAUACCCAACUGGGCGAGUUCAGUGCAGCUCAAAUAUGGGUGUUGGGAGGUCCACUUGAAUUUGGAAAACUCAACAGUAUUGAAGCUGGUUGGCAGGUUAACCCUACAUUAUUCGGAGAUAACAACACACGCAUGUUCAUCUAUUGGACGACCGAUGGAUAUAAAUCCACGGGUUGCUACAAUCUCAAGUGUCCAGGCUUUGUCCAAGUCAGUUAUGAAAUGUCCUUCGGUGGAAAAGUCAGUCCAAUUUCACAGUAUGGUGGUACCCAAUUUGAUAUCCCUGUAAACAUAUGGAAGGACCCAGAGCAAGGUAACUGGUGGUUGCAAUAUGGGCAUAAUAAACCGCUAGGAUACUGGCCAGCCUCGUUGUUCAAUUAUCUGGACGACAGUGCUGCAGCGAUCGAGUGGGGAGGAGAGAUUAUAAACCAGCAGUCAGGCGGACAACACACCACAACUCAGAUGGGUAGCGGCCAUCUCCCUGGAGAAGGCUUUCACAAGGCUGCUUUCUUUAGGAAUCUUAAAUACGUUGAUAACACCAACGUUUUUAGGGAUCCUCAAGGGCUUGGGACUUUCCUCCAACAAUCAUCCAAUUGCUAUGAUAUCCAGAAAUACAAUGGUCACGUCUGGGAAACCUCCUUUUUCUUCGGCGGUCCUGGUAGAAAUCCUAGUUGUCCAUGA
Molecule: messenger RNA, 1212 nt
Organism: Tripterygium wilfordii
Lineage: Eukaryota; Viridiplantae; Streptophyta; Magnoliopsida; Celastrales; Celastraceae
Exons: 7
Coding region: 1-1212 (403 amino acids)
Source: RefSeq, a predicted model, not a curated record